Molecule: messenger RNA, 2177 nt
Organism: Cuscuta campestris
Lineage: Eukaryota; Viridiplantae; Streptophyta; Magnoliopsida; Solanales; Convolvulaceae
Source: the annotation of a GenBank genome assembly
AUAAACCCGGAGUGAGUUGGUGUGUUUUACGAGUAAUUCGUGGGCUUCUCAAAGCUUUUUUCUCUUUCUUCCCUUUAAUAAAUACCCACUGCACCUGUUUCUCAUCUCUUCAUCCCCAUCCAAGCCUCCAUCCUUUUCCCUAUCUUCCUGUCUUUUUUCCUCCUUUUCUGAUCUUUCAAAUACUCACUUGCAAUUCCAGACCAACUAAUAAAUUAAAUACUACUGCAACCCAUAGAUAACAAAAACAGAUCCCUUCAAAAACCCAAAUGAGAAAGCGAGAGGCGAAAACCAUGGUCUUCCCAAUGGUGAUCCUCAGGCUAGCAGAGUGGCUUCUGUACAAGCUCCUCCUGAUCCACAAGUGGCACAACGCCGCCGCUGCAUCCUAUUCCAACAAAACCCACUCCUCUUCUUCCUCCUUCAAGUCCUCCUCCAACCACUCCUCCACACACCCAAGCCUCACAAAAUUCAAUAGCAGCGAGUCCCAAGAAAAGUCGUUCGUGUGCGACGUGGAGGGCACUCUCUUGAGAACCAAGUCUCUGUUCCCGUUCUUCAUGCUCGUGGCGUUCGAAGGCGGGAGCGUGCUGCGUGCCCUCCUUCUCCUCCUCUCCUCCCCAUUCCUCUGGUUCUUGAACCACGAGGCGAAGCUCAGGGCCAUGAUCUUCGUGACGUUCUGCGGGUUGAAGGUGAAGGACGCGGAGAUGGUGGGGAGGGCAGUUUUGCCCAAGUUUUAUCUUGAGAACAUGAAUGGGCAUGUGUAUGAGGUGUUGGCUUCUUGUGGGAGGAAAGUGGUGUUCACAAGUGCACCUCGGGUGAUGGUUGAGUACUUUGUUAGGGAGUAUUUGAGUGUUGAUGAUGUGAAGGGGACAGAGCUGCAAGUGAUUGGUGGGUGGUUUAGUGGCUUGCUGGUUUCUGGUUCUGGCCUUCUUGUCAAGCAUAGGGCUCUCAAGCAUGUGUUUGGUGAUGAGAAGCCUCAUAUUGGGGUUGGCACCUCAAGGUUUCAUGACCAUCUUUUCCUUUCCCUUUGUCAGGAAGCCUACAUGGUUAAUAGCAGAGAAGAUGGCAACAAGAUGAACUCUCCAUCAAGCUCAGUCAUGCCAAGAGAAAAGUACCCAAAGCCCCUCGUGUUCCACGACGGAAGGCUAGCAUUCCUGCCCACACCCCUAGCAACCUUAGCCAUGUUCAUCUGGCUUCCCUUUGGCAUACCCUUGUCCAUCUUCCGAAUGUGCAUCGGACACUUCUUACCCUACGGCGCCGCCAUGCUCUUCGCCAGCCUAACCGGUGUCCAGAUCAGGCUCAUAGGUUCAGACCCACCGAGGUCACAGAAUGGGAAAGGUGUCCUCUACGUCUGCACCCACAGGACCCUCCUAGACCCGGUCUUCCUCAGCACUGUCCUAAAGAAGCCCUUGACUGCCGUCACCUACAGCCUCAGCAGAGUGUCCGAGCUCAUUGCCCCAAUCAGGACAGUGAGGCUGACGAGGGACAAAGCCAAAGACGCCCGGACAAUGCAGAGGCUGCUCAGCCGUGGUGACCUGGUGGUCUGUCCCGAGGGAACCACGUGUCGGGAGCCGUACCUGUUAAGGUUCAGUGCGCUGUUCGCUGAGCUGGCAGACGAGAUCGUGCCCGUCGCGGUGAACACGAGUGUGGACAUGUUCUAUGGGACCACAGCGGGAGGGCUCAAGUGCUUGGACCCCUUCUUCUUCUUGAUGAACCCCAGGCCGUGUUACACGGUCCAUGUGCUGGAGAAGGUGCCGAAAGAGCUGACCUGUGCGGCGGGCAAAUCUAGCAUUGAAGUGGCCAAUCACAUACAGAAGCAAUUGGCUGAAGCAUUGGGAUUCGAGCCCACCGCUCUUACCAGAAGAGACAAGUAUUUGAUUCUGGCGGGGAAUGAAGGGAUUGUCCAAAAUCAUUAGGUGAUCAGUAGUAGUGGGUGUUCCAUCUUUUCUAAAUAUUUUCAUGCCCCCUUCCUUCCGCUCCAUCGAAUGAAUUUGAUCUUUAGUGUAAGCUAGGUUCUUACUUCUUACCUCUGUGUACGAGUUGCUCAUAUAAUUUUAUACUCCAUCCGGGUAUCAAAUAUUAUGAUGCAAUUAUAUAAUUAUAUUACUCCGCACAAAACUAAAAAUAUUAGAGCGUUUAAAUUAUAUCCAAAAACUUAAAAAAAAAAAAGAUAAUGUGUUUUU